AUGGAGAAACUUGUUGCUUUCACCUCUUUUCUCUUGUUGCUUCAGUACUAUUUUAUAAGUAGUUCAGCCAUGAACCAAUUUAAUAUCUCCACUGAUCAAUUAGCUCUUCUUUCCCUGAAAUCACAACUCAUUUCGGACCCCUUUCAUUCCUUGGAUGAAAGUUGGUCUCCAGCUAUGUCGGUUUGUCAUUGGGUUGGAGUCACUUGUGGCUCUCGUCACAAGAGAGUGAAGUCCUUGAAUCUUUCUGACAUGGCUCUUACUGGUAGAAUUCCACGUGAUUUUGGAAACCUCACAUUUCUUGUUUCUGUCAACUUGGUUAGCAACAGUUUCCGUGGAAAUUUGCCUCAAGAAAUGGCACACUUGCGUCAGCUUAAGUUUCUUGAUCUAAGUUUUAACAACUUCAGAGGGGAGGUUCCUUCUUGGAAUAAUAGUUUCACAGGAAUUCAAUUCCUUAGAAGGGCAUAUUCCUGUUUCUCUCUUGAAUUCCUCAAGGUUGGAAACAUUCCAAAAUGGAUCGGGAUAAUUCCACAAGAAAUUGGAAAUCUUGUUAAUUUGGUAGAGUUAGCCAUGGAGGAUAAUCAGAUUACUGGCUCUGUCCCGAUCUCCAUAUUCAAUAUCUCAUCGCCUCAACCUUUGUCACUGUGGAGGAACAAUCUUAGUGGAUUCUUACCAUGGGAGAUUGGUGAAAUACCCAAAGAGAUAAGCAAUCUCAUUGAGUUGGAGGUACUUAAUCUUGGGUUUAAUAGUUUUAGUGGUUCGCUUGAUAUGGAAAUCUUCAACAUAUCAGGGCUGAGAAUAAUUGAGCUUUCACACAAUAAUCUAUCAGGAAGCCUUCCACCAAACAUGUGUUCUAUCUUACCCAACAUUGAAAGACUUUUUCUGGGGAACCUUUCCACAUCUCGUAGAACAUUUUUCGCCAUCAGUUGUAAAAUCCAAGGGCGAAUUCCAGAUGAAGUUGGGAACUUAAGAAGCUUAUUAGACCUUGAUCUUUCUGGAAAUAACUUGGCUGGAUCAAUUCCCACAGCAAUUCGCAACUUGAGGAACCUUCAGCGCUUCAACUUGAGUAACAACAAACUUACAGGAUUUGUUGGAUCUCUUCCUAAUUAUUUAGGGAAUAUUACUUCCCUCAGGGAGAUACAUCUCGGUUCCGACAAAUUGAGUUGCAAUAUGCUACAAAGCUUAGGGAACCUUCAAGAUCUAGUGGUUCUUGACUUAUCGUCAAACAACAUAGUAGGUUCUUUACCUCCAGAAAUUGGAAAUCUAAAGGUUGUGACACUGACAGAUCUGUAUAGAAGAGGUCAAAGAGCUCCUCAACAAACUAAUGCAUUGUCUACCAUUAAAAGAGAAAGAAUUUCAUACUAUGAAUUACUCCAAGCAACUGAUGCGCUUAGCGAGAGUAAUUUGAUUAGUUCCGGAAGUUUUGGCACUGUUUACAAAGGUGUUCUCAGAAAUGGAACUGCCAUUGCAGUUAAAGUGUACAACCUACAACCGGAUGCGGCAUUCAAGAGUUUUGAUACGGAAUGUGAAGUUGUGCACAACCUUCGCCAUAGGAAUCUUGUAAAAGUCAUUUCUAGUUGUUCCAAUCUUGAUUUCAAGGCAUUAGUGCUCGAGUAUAUGCCAAAUGGAAGUCUUGAGAAGUAUUUGUAUUCGCACAACUACUUCCUCGACAUCAAGCAAAGACUAAGCAUAAUGAUAGAUGUGGCAUAUACUUUGGAAUAUCUUCACCAUGGAUGCUCGUGGCCUGUGAUCCAUUGUGAUCUAAAGCCUAGUAACAUCUUGCAGGAUGAGGAUAUGAUUGCCCACCUCAGAGACUUUGGCAUUUCAAAACUGCUUGGUGAAGAUCAGGGUGAUUUGCACACUAAAACCUUAGCAACAUUUGGGUAUAUUGCGCCAGGUACGUCUUUUAGUUUUGCUGAUUAUUCCUUUCUUUUUUUCCCACCUAGAAAGUAUAUUGCAUCUUUAAAUGAAUUGCUUGACUGUAGAGUAUGGACUGGAAGGACUAGUGUCUAUAGCUAUGGGGUCAUGCUGCUGGAAACGUUUACCAGGAGAAAGCCUAAUGAGUUUGAAGGAGAUCUUAGCUUGAAGCAAUGGGUGAGUUUUUCACUUCCAGAUGCAGUAAUGGACAUCGUGGAUGCCAACUUGGUAACAGCAACAGGUAAAGGCUUACAGAAGGAGCUAGAUGUUGUGGCAUCAAUCAUGAAAGUAGCAUUAGAUUGUUGUGUUGAAUCUCCGGCAAGAAGGACUAACAUAAAAGAUAUUGUAGGAAUGCUGCAGAAGAUCAAGAGUCAACUUCUUGCAUGCUGA
Messenger RNA from Capsicum annuum, 2304 nucleotides. Its product is annotated as receptor kinase-like protein Xa21. Gene Ontology annotation, molecular function: protein kinase activity; protein binding; ATP binding. Gene Ontology annotation, biological process: protein phosphorylation. NCBI's taxonomy places the organism in Eukaryota, Viridiplantae, Streptophyta, Magnoliopsida, Solanales, Solanaceae. Bases 1 to 2304 code for a protein of 767 amino acids. The transcript is spliced from 7 exons. The record is from RefSeq and is a predicted model, not a curated record.